Durusdinium trenchii is the source of this 931-nucleotide messenger RNA. The record is from the annotation of a GenBank genome assembly. Lineage: Eukaryota; Dinophyceae; Suessiales; Symbiodiniaceae.
AUGACGGAACGCGGGAAAGGUAGCGCCAUGGACGCGCACAUGGGGCCGUUGCGGCUGCCAAAAGGACAUGGCACCUUGACGGCCGCUGACAGAGAUGAAAUCUGGAAGUGGUACAAAGUCUCCGCCAGUGUGCGGUACCGGCAGCAGUGGGGCAAAAGAUGUUUGUCGCUCUCUGGGCAGGCAGCAAAUUUGAACGCAGCUCGCGACUAUGCCCUGCAGAAGAUCGAGGACAAUGGGGAUGGUGGCCGGGUGGAGCCAGUCACAACGCAGCAGAUGCAGCAAGUGACCACCCAGCUGGGGCAGCUGGACCACGCUGUGAAGAACCACGCUGGCACGCUGCAGUAUUUGGAGCAAAUGUGCAGCCAAGCUGGGCAAGCAGCGUCUGCAGCCAAUGCAGCAGCUCUGGCGACCCAACAGUCUUGCCAGCGGGCUGUUGCAGAAGCAGCAAUGACCGCUCACCGCCUGGCAAAGUCUGAAAACAUGGAGGGCCAGGUGGAAAAGCUUGUGCGCAAGUACCUACAAGAGCAUGGCAGCCAUCGGAGGAGGAAGCACAAAAGGAAGAAAACGCGAAGAAAAAGCCCGUCUGACCACAAGGAGGAGUCGGCUCAAGAGAGUGAUGAUGCUGCUGCUGCGCAGGAAGCCUCUACACCUGGAAAGAAGCAGCUGAAAGAAGAGAUGCCAACAACCAGCCCUUCAGAAUGUGGUGAAGAAGGGCGAGGGGUGGCAUCAGUGAUGGAGAAGAAGGAGGAAGAGGAUUCUAGCCCAUCCAGCCCAUCCACGCUCAAGGUGCACAGGAUGUCAAAGGACGAUGAGCGGCCCUUGGAUGAGCCAGAGACGCCCUGGCUAGACCAUGGUGCAGGGGAGGCCCUCAGAGAGAAGAUAGAAAAGAUGAAGGCGGAGGCCCAACCGUCCACCUCGAGAACGGAGACAG